Messenger RNA from Prunus armeniaca (apricot), 399 nucleotides. The record is from the annotation of a GenBank genome assembly. Lineage: Eukaryota; Viridiplantae; Streptophyta; Magnoliopsida; Rosales; Rosaceae.
AUGGAUAUGUGGCUUUGCAUGAAGCGGGCCAUCAACGCGGCUGAGAAGGCGAAGAAGGCCUAUGACAACGGCAGGGCCAGGGUUGCCGAGGCUGGCAAGGCUAUCCAGGACCAUGCGAACCUGGCUAAGGAUUUGCAAGCUGCCGAACGGCAGGUCAGGGUAUAUGAGUCCAAGUUCGCAGAUCUGUCGUCUGCCCUGGAAUCGGCACAGCUGUCGGCCAAAGAGGCUCUGGAGGCAAAGGAGGCCGUUGAGGUGGCUCUGGAGGAAUCGGAACGGGCCAAAGCGGCGGAGAUUGAGGCUGCCGUCCAGGAGGCCAUUCGGAAGUAUCGCCACUCUACCGAUUUCUCUACCUUGCUCGACAAGGAGGUGGGCUCGGAGAUGGUAGAUCUUAUCUACUGA